This is a messenger RNA of Polyodon spathula (Mississippi paddlefish), 1686 nucleotides long. Its product is annotated as interferon-inducible double-stranded RNA-dependent protein kinase activator A homolog A-like. The transcript has 8 exons. Lineage: Eukaryota; Metazoa; Chordata; Actinopteri; Acipenseriformes; Polyodontidae. The coding region runs from base 379 to 1296 and encodes 305 amino acids. The record is from RefSeq and is a predicted model, not a curated record.
AACCCUAAACCGAAGGUUCGUGGGGGUAUUAUGGUCACGUGGUAGGGGUGUUGAGAGUGAAUGAAGCACUAUUUAAAUUACGAUUUGCGCAGGCAGCGUUACGCUGUGGGAGCCUUAGUUCUGCAGCCACAUACUCUUAUUCUUUACUACCAUCCACGCUGCAAACCAUUCGAAAAUGCACCAUGGUGGUUGUCCCCACUCCCUGUUCAUCCCAUGCCCCUACUCUGUUAACCCGGAAAGAGUCUUGUUAACCCGGACAUAAUCCUUCAGCAACGCCUGGGAAGAGAGAGGUUGUCGGCGGCCCACCCAACAACAAACCCAAGUCAAGCCAGAGAGCCUUUUCAGCGCGGCUUCAAUCCUUCAAAACAACCUACAGAUAUGUCCCAAGAGAGGUUUCCAGCCGCGUCCAAAAGGAGCUCUGCAAAAAACAAUCUCAGCUUAGAGCAAAUGAUCGCAGCCAGUCCAGGAAAGACUCCAAUCCAAAUGCUUCAUGAGUAUGGUACAAAGAUUGGUAAACCCCCCAUCUAUUACAUGGAAAAAGCUGAGGGCAAUGCUCAUCUACCCAGUUUCAUUUUCAAUGUAGAAAUUGGAGCUGUCACCAGUACAGGUCAAGGUCUGAGUAAAAAGGCUGCAAAACAUAAAGCUGCUGAAGCUGCUUUAAAUAUUCUAAAAGGAGAGCCAGGUAUGAGCCUUCCCUUCCCAAUGACCGAGGUGCCUGAUUCUCCAAAACCAUCACAAAAUCAGUCCAACCCUAUUGGCACACUACAGGAACUGGCGGUCCAAAAGGGUUGGAGACUCCCGGAGUACUCUGUGGCUUUGGAGUCUGGGCCCGCUCACAAGAGAGAAUAUUCAGUGACCUGCAGAAUAGAAGCAUUUCUUGAAACAGGGUGUGGGAGCUCCAAAAAAAUAGCCAAAAGGUCUGCAGCUGAACAGAUGAUAGCAAAACUUCAAAAUCUGCCAGAUAGUUCAGAUACCCCCGGAAUAUCUGGAUUCAGGUGGGAAUCUUUGAAAAAUUCUUCGGCAGAGAAGAUCACAAUGCUAAAGAGAAACCCGCUGAGUAUUCCCAACACGGAUUAUGUGCAGAUGUUAUCAGAUUUGUCUCAGGAGCAAGGGUUUGAGGUCACUUUCCUGGAUAUAGAUGAGCUGACUGUGAAUGGGCAGUACCAGUGUCUGGCUGAGAUCGCCGCUUCCCCAGUCACUGUGUGUCACGGCACAGGGAUCUCGUGUGGUAAUGCUCACAAUGACGCAGCUCACAGUGCACUGCAGUAUGUGAAGAUCAUGGCAACAUCAAAAUAAGUGCUUAGACUGAUGAACAAUAUGGAGAGAACAUAAUCAUGUUGAAAAAUUUAAGCUAAGCAAAAGUUUUAUCAUUAAAUAAUAUAAUCAGGGAUAAUAUAAAAUUACAAACACGUUGUUUACAAUUUACAAACAUUCAAAGAAACUCCCAUGAAUAUACAUUGGAAAGUGAUGUGGCAUAUAAAUUAAGUUUUUUUUAAAUAGAUUUGGUAAUUGAGGUGAAACAAUAUUUGUUUGCCUUGAAUUUUUUUUUUUUUAUCAUAGUAACCCUUCAGUUUAAGUAGCGGGGUUCCGAUAUUGCGUUUUACAGCCCGACAUGUUGCUACAACUGUUUAAGUUACGUACCUAUAAUUUGUCUUUUCAUUGUUAACAUCCUGACAACUUUUAACU